Molecule: messenger RNA, 660 nt
Organism: Paraglomus occultum
Lineage: Eukaryota; Fungi; Glomeromycota; Glomeromycetes; Paraglomerales; Paraglomeraceae
Source: the annotation of a GenBank genome assembly
AUGACUACAGAAGCCAACAAUCUUCUCAGGAUGAUAACAGCAGCAACUAUGGAGAAUUGGAACGAAGAGCAGCCCCAGAUCCAAAGCCCCAUGAACGGAUCAGAAUCUGGCAGUCGGAACUUGAAGAGCCAGAUAACAUUGAACAAUUGUGAUGAAUGGGAGAUUAGCGAGUGGAUGGGAGGAAUGGAAGAAAGUAGUAGCGUUAGUGUUAGUAUAGAAGGAGUAGAGUUAGUAAGGAAAAAGGACCGUAGAAGAUUUGGAGAUGAGAAGAGAUGGGAACAGUUUAGUGGAAACGAUGAGAGUUUUCAGAAGAAGGUGAAAAGAAGUAAGGCGAUAGAAAAAGGAAUGGGAAAAGAAAUAGCUGAACAAAUGCGCAAGGACUUUAGGAUGAUGAAAGGAAGACGCUUUGACAAAAGUCUAGCAAUGUAUUGGGGAAAAGAAAUACUCACGAAACGCAGCGUGUCCAAGUUAGCCUAUCAAAUAAUCGGAAAAUAUGGAAGGAAGUUAAUGGUGAACGCCUACUUACUUUACGAAGGACUUGAUGAAGACUAUCAAUUCGACGAUCUAUCCUCCAGAGAAAUUUUCAGAAUGAAACUCGAAGAAAUAGAGGAAGAAAACAAGAAGCGCAGAACCUUGCAAGCACUCCACAAGCGGAAAUAA